UGAUCCUGUCUGAAUACUUGCUGGGAAGUAUUUCAAAGUUCAGUUCCCAUCACACCACCAUACAGCAAUGAAUUCAGCUGGAGGCCUCAUAGGAUUUUGGAUAAUUGCACUGCUGACUCUUCAUGCUGCAAAUUUGGGAGAGACCAACUACAACUUCCUCAAUGAGCCUAACGUCCCUUUUCCACCUGCCCGUCCCACAGUUCGAAACCUCGCUGCUAUUUGCCAUUGUGGUCAGGGUCGUCCCAGAUACCUAGCCAGUUUCUUCCCCAGCUCUGGUGCAAGCCACUUCCGCCGCCGUGGAAGUGCCAUCAACCGUCUGGAGUCGUGGUACAGUUUGUGCUGUAGUGGACAGGUGGCACACUCGAGCAGUCAGAUCCUCUGCUGCGCCCGACAAGCUUGGCAUCAAGCGCUGUCCCAGUUCUGUGUGGAUGAAUUUUCCGUCAUGACUGUUCCGUAUCUGUGUUGUGAGGCCAAAGGAGAUGCGCGAUGGAUGUGCUUCAACAGCGAGCUGCCGAACCCAAACUACUACCCAGUACCAGACUACACUGCUCCAAAAGUUCCCCUGGAGCCAGGAUUUACCUUCAACCCAUAUGCUUGCUAAAGGUUAAAGAAGAAAAACAACUGGACUGAAGGAGUUAAUAUGUCCAGAACCAAUGUGGGUCUUUGUCUCGGGUGCUCAGAAGAGGACAGGACAUACUGGUUUUGAUUAUGCUGCAUAAGGACAUUAAAAGCAGCUCUUUAUCUUAACACAGCUUUGUCAUGACACCAGGAAACAUAUUCGUAACUGAGUCUGCAUAUGUUCAUUUUCAUGACUUCUGACAAUUGUUAGAAAAUUUGUGUUGAAAUAAAGACUUACAAGUUAUCUUAUGCUUUCUGUCACUGAACAAGGCACUUGACAUAACUUUGAAGCAACAUCAGUCUGGCAGCUUCAAAAAAGAAAAAAAAUAUUGAUAUGUUAUCAGAUUAAUCUAUCUCUUCACCCCUGUAAUAAAAAAUGUACACAUGUAAUAAAAUAAGUGCUCACUGUAUGUCAUAUUAAUUAGGUGUGUAACAUCAAAUUAAUGAUCAGUAACAAAGGUCUGAGUGUGCUGCCCAAACUGAAUAGCCACGUGUCAUAAG
This is a messenger RNA of Monopterus albus (swamp eel), 1119 nucleotides long. RefSeq names its product extracellular matrix protein 1a (gene ecm1a). Gene Ontology annotation, biological process: regulation of bone mineralization; signal transduction. The transcript has 4 exons. Bases 68 to 601 code for a protein of 177 amino acids. The record is from RefSeq and is a predicted model, not a curated record. Lineage: Eukaryota; Metazoa; Chordata; Actinopteri; Synbranchiformes; Synbranchidae. Gene Ontology annotation, cellular component: extracellular region.